Messenger RNA from Trachemys scripta elegans, 3871 nucleotides. It is a transcript of the gene CCDC30, whose product is annotated as coiled-coil domain containing 30. The transcript is spliced from 25 exons. Lineage: Eukaryota; Metazoa; Chordata; Testudines; Emydidae. The record is from RefSeq and is a predicted model, not a curated record.
UGCUAUGACUCCCGUAGCCCCGCCCCCCCGCUGUCCCUAGCGCCGCUCCCGGGGCCCAAGCGGCCCCGGCUGCCUCCCGCCCCCGCCGCAUGGAGGAGCCCGCGCGGGAAAAAGUACAGGUGGAAGACAUACUUGAGAGGCUCAAGGAAGAAGGAAUCGACCCUUCAGCUUCUGCAGAUGAGCAACUUUGUUAUGUUUGGCAAUUAUUCCUGUGUAAUGAAGACAAGUUACGGUCUGCUAGUCAGGACUUAGAGAACCUUAGACAACAGCAAGCAGAAGAAAUGAGAGAGGUGGAGAAUUAUGUGGGCCAUGUCCGUAGCCUCACAGCAGAGCGAGACGCUUUCACCACUGAGUUUGAAAAAGAAAAUGAACAACUCAAAAUUGAGUUUACACAACUGCAACUCCAGCAGGAAGCCCAGCUGAAGGAGGUGGAGGAAAUGCUGGAACAGGAAGGCUUGUCUGAGAUAGCUCACAGCAGUCCCAGCGAACAGAUUGCUUAUUUACUGGUAGAAAGAACUACGCUGCUGGAGAAACUAGAGAUUGCAGAUCAAAAGCUGGAUUCGCAUAGCUACAUAGAUGGACUGUGUGCAGCACAACUUCAGGAUAAGUUUGAUCAUAUCCACCAGACGUUAGAAGACGAACUUCAGCAACAACGCGAAUCCAUGCAACAUACUAAAGAGACAAUGAAUAAGUCCCAUAAUGAAGAGCUGGAAAGAGAGAAAGUGUUACGAAAGCGGGUUGAGCGAGACCUGGAUGAGGCCGCACGGAGGCUGCAGAUGGCUCACGAAGAGAUCCGCAGGCUAACAGAUGAACUGGACAUGCAGAAAAAGGAGCAAAGCAAACCGGAUCCUGCUUUGCGGCUGGCCCCACAAGCAUCUGAGAGCUGGAGAGAAGAGAUGAAUAAGCUGAAAGAAAGUGAUAGGACUGAGCUGCAGAAGGCCAUGGAACACAACAACAGACUGGACAAGGAAAUUCUAGCAUUGCGCAGUCGGGUCCGAUCGCUUGACUCUGAGAGAAAAGUGUUCCUAGAACUGGUUGAAAAGCUCAAAGAAGAGAUUUGUGAGUAUCAAAAGAAUGAGAAACCGGGACUUGUAUUGCCUGGAAUGGAUGAAACAGAAGAAAAUGCAUGUUGCUCACUGCAGAUGCAGGAGGAAAAGGAUCCAGCGAGGUUUGAAGAAGAGUGUGCUAUAGACAACGCUGACUCAGGACAGGAAAGAAGAGAGCAGAAUAACGAGACUGUCCAUAAAAGGUGCCGAAAGGUAAUAGACGACAUCGAAGGCAGGAAUUUUCAGCUGCUGCACAAGCUACAGAAGCUGCAGCGGGAACACGAGGAUUUGGUUGAACGUAAUGAAGAGUUAGAAUCGAUUCUGGGAGAGACUCAGAACCAAACCAGAGAAGAGAGAGAACAUCUUGAGGGUGAGAUCGAAGGACUUCACAGGAAAAUCACAAGUUUAGAGACGGAGUUACUCCGAGCACAGAUGAAUAAAACUGAAGCCAGCAUGAAAGAUCAAGAAACAACUAAAAAAGUGCAAGAUUUCCAAGAGAUGCUGAAAAGCCACCAGGAGAAGGUUGAAGUACUUGAAAGUAAAUUAUCAGAGGAGAGAGAUUGGAGAAAGCAACUUGCAUCUGACCUUGAAAAGACACAGAAAGCUUUGAAGGCUGAAAAAAAGGAAUUACAUAAUUCAAAGUUGGAGCUCGUGAGUCUUUAUAAUGAGCUCCAGAAUCUCCGAGGUGCGGCAGAAGAAAGAGAUUUCCUUAAUGUAACCCAUGAGAAACUACAGCACGAAAAUACUUCAUUGGAAACAAAGGUCUCGGAGCUCUCACAGGAAUGUGAACAGUUAAACCAGCUUGUAGUGAAACAGAAAAUAGAUGAAAACUUUACAACCAGUGAAACGACAUAUGAAGAGCUUCUGACUAAAGCAAGAAUAUUGGAAGAACAGAUCCAAAUCCUGGGAGGGGAGAGAGAGCAAUUAUGUACCAAGCUAUUAGAGAGCAACAAGAAAACCAAGGAGUUAGAAAAGGAAGUGAAGGGGAGCAACGAAGAAAAACAACUGUUACUGGAAGAAAAUGCCCAGCUAAGACAAGACAUCCUGGCUACAAGGGAACAAUUUCACAGCAAGAUAGAAGAGGCUGUAAGCAUUAAAUCUGAGACGAGCCAAGAGAACCAGCCACUCAACCCGCAGAGCUCUGAAUGUAACACAGCAUUAAACAUGAGCAUUAAACAGUAUUUGUCUGGAGAGAGACUCCUGCAGCAGCAUCAGGAGGAAAUGCAACAAUUGCGACAGGAUUUCCACAGAGUUCAGAAUUUGUGCAGCUCGGCUGAGAAAGAGCUGAGAUAUGAAAGGGAGAAAAACUUGGACUUAAAGAAGCAUAAUAUCUUGCUGCAGCAAGAAAACACCAAGGUCAAAGCUGAACUGAGACAAGUCCAGUUGAAGUUAACCGACUCAACCAAAAUGUGCUCCUCUCUCACAGUGCAAUGGGAGCACAGUCAGCAGAAGGUCAAAGAACUUGAACUAGAGCUGCUGAAGCACGCCCAGAGUAGUAAACUGCAGAGCAGUCUGCAGGAGAAACUUGCACUGGAGAAAUCUAGGGCUACUGAUGCAGAGAAAAAGGUAAAUAUACAACCUACAUUGCAUUAGUAUCAAAUCUGCAUUCAUCAGUUUAGGAAGCUCCUGGAGCAGCAUGCGGAGGAGCUGCAGCAACAGCUCAGACACUCGCACGAGACUGAGACUUUGCUGGCCAAGACUCAUGCUGAGCUGCAGGUCAGGUUUCAGCAGCAGGAGGCACAACUGCGUAUAUUAGAGGAGGGGAAAAAAACAGCAUUAAAUGAGCAUCUCCAUUGUCAAAAAACCAAUCAGAACCUUUCAGAGCAGCUGUCACUGUUGCAGCAAGAGAAGGAAACCCUCCACGAGGAAUAUGAUCGUCUCCUGAAGCAGCUCGAUAUCUACGUCAGGAAACACAAUGAGCGGCAACUCCGCCAUAAAGCCAAGCUCCGCAGAGCCAAGGAGACGUUUGUUCAUGAAGUGAAGCAAAGAGAUGUGAGGAUUAAACAGCUUGAAAGUGAAAUUGUGCUGUCCAGGAGCCAGACGGGAAAGGAACAUGCAUUGAUCAGACAGAUCACCACGGAGAAUGAGAAUUUGCUCCAAGAGAAAAGAGAACUCUUACAGCAGCUUAAUGAACAGGAAGAAGUUGGACGGAACAACAAAUGGAUCAUUUCCACAAUCCAGAACAGAGUGCAGUUCCUGGAUGAAGAAAACAAGCGACUCCAGGAAAGCACCCUGCAACUUUCCAGUCAGGUUGGCGUUCUGGAACGUACUCUGAGGAACAUCCAGACCCACAGCUUAGAGGACUUCAGGAGCAUUGGCUUCUCUGAAUGCCAGCUGCUAAGUAAGAUGUUGCCACGUCCAAACAUAAGCUUCUCAGCAACAGGGCUGCCAAACUCCCUUGGCAUUCUGAGAGCCAUCCAAGAUGUCAAGCCUGAAGAAGGAACCGAGACCCCAAAGUCCCUGUUUUCCUUAUCACCUUCUCAGCCUUCUGAGAUUGGUUACUUAAAUGUGGCUUCACCUGGAGACACCACAAACUUCCCAACGCAGCCCCAGAGUCCAAGCUUCGGCUGCGAUAGCGUCUAAGAGGGACUCCAAGGAGCUGCUCUCUGAUUGGACUGUGGCUGUUGGCUUCCUGUUGCAGUGGACCACGCGUCCAGCCAGAUCAGUAUGUGUCCAAUAACUCGUUCAAUGAAUUUGGUGAGUUUUCUCAGCUGUUAUUUGACAGCUGUUGUGUCAAUCACUUGCCCAGCUCUAGCAUCUCAUACCAGAUCGCCCUGUAAUUUUUACAUUCACAGAUUUAAUUCAUUAAAAGGUUUUUUUAAAAA